CAGUGUGCACGAACACUCAGUCUGCCGGCUCCGGGCAUGAGCACGCAGCGUCGGGGGCGUGCUGUGGGGUGGCGCGCCGCUCGCCCCGCUCAGUGCUAGCGUUUGUACUGCUGCUGAGUGUGGGCGGGGAGGGGAACACACAGGAAGGUGAUACGGAGCAUCCGGGAGUGGGACGGGUCUAGCGGUGUAGAGCACGAUUUCUGUUCCUGUUUAACUUCAGGCGCUCCUGUGCGCCCAGUGAGAGAACUCUGUAGUCCCCGUGGGAUGGUUACAGGGUGACGGCGGGCCAGUCGCUGGGGGCAUAGCGAGGUGGGUGCAGCACGGGGGGGAGAUGGCGGACAAGUUUGAUAACCUGGAGGAGCAUUUGGAGAAGUUUGUGGAGAACAUCCGUCAACUUGGGAUCAUAGUCAGUGACUUCCAGCCCAGCAGCCAGGCCGGUCUCAACCAGAAACUGAAUUUCAUGGUCGCUGGAUUGCAGGAUAUAGACAAGUGUCGACAACAGCUUCAUGAUCUCACUGUACCCUUGGAAGUGUUUGAUUACAUUGACCAAGGCCGUAAUCCUCAGCUUUACACAAAGGAGUGUCUGGAGCGGGCAUUGGCAAAAAAUGAGCAAGUGAAGGGUAAAAUUGAUACAAUGAAGAAAUUCAAAAGCCUUUUGAUCCAAGAGUUGAGUAAAGUUUUUCCUGAAGAUAUGGCCAAGUACAAAGCAGUCAGAGGUGAAGACCACCCACCAUCAUAGCAAUAUGUUAAGUGCUGCAACAAUCCUGGGAAGAUUAUAAUUACAAAUUUGGAUAAUGUUUAUCUGUGAGAGGAUUCCUGGUAGCGCUCUGUAGGCAUCAUUAUCUGAAAACUGGUUACACGAUCACUGUGGAUAGUCAACCUGUGUAGUGUUUGAUUUAGAAGCUGUUGUGUUGGGUUCCUGUCUAUAGACAGACAGUUAAAAGAUAGACAGUCAUUAGUUAGACACUAUGGGGUAUAUUCAAUCAGGGUCGAAAGCUGCCGCCUGUCAAAAAGACGGCAGUUUUCGACUUUUUAAGGUCGAAUCGUGAUUCGACCUAUUCAAUCCCAGCUCAUUUUAUUCUACAAAUCGGGGAAUUCGAGUUUUCGAAUAGUACGUGAAUAGGCUGUAUAGCUGCCGAUUCACGUACUUUUGAGGGAAACGGGGCCAAAUUCGACACGAUUUGGUCCAGUUUCCGACCAUCUCAGUCCGACAUAAAAAAAAUGUCUGACUGAGAUGAGGGACCUUAGUGGAGGAGAGGGGGGAGACUGGGGACAGCCGAGAGCAGCGCUGGAUGAUGUCACAGCAGCGUCCACCCAGCUCCAGCAAGCGAGACCUCGCUUGCUGGAGCCGGGUGGACACUGCCGUGAGCGUGGGCUGUGAUGCAAGACAGGGAGCGGAGGGACGUGGAGUCAUGAGGCGGGGCUGCAGAGCACUACCUCUGAUGGGCGCCUUCCCCGGCCAUGCUCCCGGCAGCGCACCCCGGCUGCCGCAUGACAGGUCCCCCCCGGCCGCUGCAGUUACCGCUCGCUGUCUGCCGCUGAGGAGGAGAGGCUGAGAGACUGGGGAGAGCCGCGAGCAGACGGGGAGAGCAGCGCUGUAGCGCUGCUCUCCCCCGUCUGCCCGCGGCUCUGAGCUCCUGCAUCUCAAUUCGACUUUUUUUUUUUUUAAAGUCGAAUUGAUAAUGCAUUGAAUAGCCCAGGUCGGAUCCAUUCCGACAAAUGAAUGUCGGAAUGGAUCCGACUUCAAUUGAAUAUACCCCUAUAUGAUCGACAGUCAAAAGUCAGACACAAGUGUUUUUUUUUUUUUUUCUGUGCUUUUUACAACUUUUGCCUCAUUUACUAUCCAUGUCACAAACUAUUACCUUUUAGUAAAGUUGUGGCGAGACACCGAGCCCGAAGCGUAGCGAGCCCACGAGGGGACCAAUUUCACCAAAUUUGGGUUAAAAGUUUAAAAACACCGAAAAAAAGUAUUUAUUUUUUUUGUCUGACUUUUGACUGUCGACCAUAUAGUGUCUAACUUAUUACUGUCAUCUCUUAACUGUCUAUGAGCUAUACCACACCCGUUGUAUUCUGCAGAUUUACAUACUUGGCAAAUUUUGAGGAUCCAUUAUUCUUCACCUACUAUAGUACACACCCACACAUCAUUUUUAAAAUACCAACAAGGAAUAUUCUUUCUUUUAAGAAUAACAUAUGCAGUGCCUGAUACGCAAAAACAACGUUUUACUUUGUUAUAAUUUUAAAGUUUUUGUACUGCGUUAUGCUAUAAUUUAUAUAUUUUUUUGUUCAAUAUUUCCCCCCUCAUCUUCUCUUGUAAAUUAGUAUUUAUAAAUGUGAUGUAUGUUAAUAAAUUUGGUUAAAAUUUACUAUGGACAUUAAUGUGAUAUAAUAAAAAUGUCAUGUUUCACAA
Messenger RNA from Pseudophryne corroboree (corroboree frog), 2407 nucleotides. It is a transcript of the gene MED10, whose product is annotated as mediator complex subunit 10. The coding region runs from base 332 to 739 and encodes 135 amino acids. NCBI's taxonomy places the organism in Eukaryota, Metazoa, Chordata, Amphibia, Anura, Myobatrachidae. Gene Ontology annotation, biological process: positive regulation of transcription by RNA polymerase II. Gene Ontology annotation, molecular function: transcription coregulator activity. The transcript is spliced from 4 exons. Gene Ontology annotation, cellular component: mediator complex. The record is from RefSeq and is a predicted model, not a curated record.